Cebus imitator (Panamanian white-faced capuchin) is the source of this 2052-nucleotide messenger RNA. RefSeq names its product coiled-coil domain containing 185 (gene CCDC185). The transcript has a single exon. The record is from RefSeq and is a predicted model, not a curated record. Lineage: Eukaryota; Metazoa; Chordata; Mammalia; Primates; Cebidae. Bases 55 to 1929 code for a protein of 624 amino acids.
UCCUCUGGAGGUCUCAAGCCCCUUGCGCAGACGCUGCGCGUGCCCAGAGGGAGGAUGGCAGGCUUCGGUCACUCCUCCCCGCGGUCCUACCUGGACCUCUGGGAACCCGCACAGCCCGGCGAAGAGCAAGAGUCCAAGCGGCGGCUGGGCGGACAGAGGUCUGUAGCCGAUCCUGCCGCGUGCUCCUGGGCCGGGACUCCAGGUGCAGAGAGCGAGGAUGCGGCGCCCUGGCUGCACCCGCACUGUUCGUUCACCCCACGCCCUGGCAGACGCGAGUGCCCAGACUCACCACGGGGCAGCCGAAGCCUGAGCGACGUGGCCUGCAGGCCACUGGACCGUGCCAGGAAGCACAGGCCUCGCAGCAGGCGCCUGGAAGAUGCCUGGGGAGAGGCAGGAACCAAGCCCCGCCAGGCCUGGCAGCCGCAAACCCAGCUGCCAGGCAAACGGCAGCAGCCCUGCCCCCAUUACCCUCUGGCCCAGGGAGACUCGCCCCCGCCUUACCCCGGAGGAGCUGGUACUCCCCUGAGUAGCACAUUCAGGAUAGAAAAGGCACAGGGUGGAGACCAGUGGGCAGUGCCGCUCAGCAGACGUCUAGGUCGCUGGUCCCCUUCCUCAGUUAUCUCAGAGCGGUCUUCUGUGCCCUCCCAAAAGUUCAGGCCGCACUCAGCCUGCGUGUGCGCCCAGAAGAGAGACAGCAGCGACCAGGUUGAGUCAUUGGCCAGCCAGGACUCCCAGCCCUUGGCCUCCAGCAAAGAGAUGCGGAGCCCACAUACCCAGGUGUUGAAGAACAAGCUGGAAGAGGCGGUGAUGUCCUCCCGGGACCAGCAGAUUGUGGCCCUGGUGCUGACCCGGCUCAAGAAGGCCCGACGGAUGCGGGAGCUGCAGCAGCAGGCAGCUGAGGCCUGGGAGGAGCUGAAGCGUUCAGAUCAGAAAGUCCAGAUGACCCUGGAGCAGGAGCGCCGGCUGCUGCUGCAGCAGAACCAGGAACAGUGGCAGCAGGAAAAGGAGCAGCGCAAGACACUCCCGAGCCGUGAGCAGCGCAGCCGGCGGCGCGACAGCCAGGGGAAGAACGUGCCCCCUGGGGAAAGCCCGUGGAAGGAGCAACCGGAGGACCAGGAGAACCCGUGCCAGGGGAAGCUGGAGAAGGCGCGCGCCCAGGCAGAGCACCGAAAGCAGUGCCAGGUACGGCGCCUGCGGGAGCAGGAAAGGAUGCUGCGGAACCUGCGGGAGCAGCACAGCCUGCAGCUGCAGAGGAGGCUGGCGGAGGCCUGUCGCAAGAGGCACCUGCAUGCCGCAGAGGGCCAGAAGAAGGUCCAGGACACCAACCUGAGCUCCCUCAUCAAUUACCAGGCCCGGAAGGUCCUCAUGGACUGCCAGGCAAAGGCCGAGGAGCUCCUUAGGCAGCUGUCCCUGGAGCAAGGUUUCCAGCGGUCCCAAGAGAUACACCAGUGCCUGAUGAAGGAGCGGCACCGUGAGCUGAGGGAGAAGGCCCAGAAGGAGGAGGAGCAGUUGCAGCAGGCCAAGUGGCGCGCAGGGGAGUCCGAGGAGCAGAGGAAGAUGCACAAAAGGAUUCUGGUGGAGCUGGCAGAUGAGAAGAUCCGGCAGGCCAGGAGUCACGUGCACAAGACCACCAGGGACAAGGUGCAGCACCUCCGGGAGCUCAACCACCUGCGUGAGAAGAACCACCACAUCCUGAAACUGAAAGCCGAGAAGGAGGAAAAGUGCCACAUUGAGGGCAUCAAGGAGGCCAUUAAGAAAAAGGAGCAGAGGGUGCAGUACAUUACCCCAGGGAAAGACCCAAACUUACAGGAGUUCCGGAAGCUCCCGCAGGCCUCCAGGAGAGAGAACAGAGGGCCUGGCAACAGCUCCCUUGAUCAGAUAGAACUAGAGGCACGGCUCCCUGCCUGUCAGCAGAAUGGGGGCUACUGAGAACCAAGGACGCCAGGCUUAGAGGGCGCAGCCAGAAGGAGAUAUGGCAAUGUGAUUCCUUUUAUAAUCUGAUUAUAAUUGAACAUUGAUUUUUAAAAAGCAUAUAAAAUUGCUGCAAUUUCC